Molecule: messenger RNA, 579 nt
Organism: Micropterus salmoides (largemouth bass)
Lineage: Eukaryota; Metazoa; Chordata; Actinopteri; Centrarchiformes; Centrarchidae
Product: histone H2B 1/2-like
Exons: 2
Coding region: 1-441 (146 amino acids)
Cellular component (GO): nucleosome
Molecular function (GO): structural constituent of chromatin; protein heterodimerization activity; DNA binding
Source: RefSeq, a predicted model, not a curated record
AUGAGACACUGUGAGGAGGAUGAGACACAGCAGCACCUCCUGAUGGACUGCUAUAGGUCUCAGGAGAACUUAAAAAAAAAAAUUAAGGCUCCGAAGAAGGGCUCAAAGAAAGCCGUCUCUAAGAGCGUCUCCAAGACUGGCAAGAAGAAGAGGAAGACCAGGAAGGAGAGCUACGCCAUCUACGUGUACAAGGUCCUGAAGCAGGUCCACCCCGACACCGGCAUCUCGUCCAAGGCCAUGCUGAUCAUGAACUCGUUCGUGAGCGACAUCUUUGAGCGCAUCGCCGGCGAGUCCUCCCGUCUGGCUCACUACAACAAGCGCUCCACCAUCACCUCCAGGGAGAUCCAGACCGCCGUCCGCCUGCUGCUGCCCGGUGAGCUGGCCAAGCACGCCGUGUCUGAAGGCACCAAGGCCGUGACCAAGUACACCAGCUCCAAGUAAACCCGCUGCUACACCCAGCAACACAAAGGCCCUUUUCAGGGCCAACCCACUGCUUCAACUCAGAGCUGCUUUCCUCCUGGAUCGUUCAUUCAUAACUGGUGUUGACACAUAUUAGCUUUUCUCUAUAUAAAAGUUUUG